AAAUGCAAACAUCAUGGGCAGUGUAUAGGACAUCAUCCUGCAGCAGUCCCAGUCUGUGUGUUCGCAUGUGGCCCUGACACAGUUGCACAAUGAAGCCUCCAUAUCUGUCUGCUGUGUCACGACGCUGACGAGCCUCGGGGUGUGUGUACCUGGCCCGGGCAGAUUCCACCUAACCCCCGUCAGCCCUUGUGGGAAAGACAAUAACUCCUCCAAAAAGUCACCAUGACACAAGUGGUGCAGAACCACAGGCACAGCUGGUGCUUUCCACUUUCGGUGCGCAGUGAAUAUUCAUCGGAUCUGUGCGCACAGGACGCACCGAGGAGUGCGGAGGUUAUUACCCCAGGGAGGAGGAGGGAGCCACUGGGAGACUUCGACCCGUGUGAGGUGUUCCUGCGGCGGCUGCGCUGAACCGAGACGACGGGGAGACACUGGAGGGACUUUAUGAAAUCAUGUCUGAGAGCCCCGAGGAGCAGCCGAGCACCGGGGUCCUGGGCCGUAUUGGGAGCUGGUUAUCUCCAUGGAAGGCAAAGGGUCAGAAGAGUCCAACAGAAGAUGACCCCCCGAUCGGUGAUCAGGCUCGUUGGUCAGGGGAAGGCGAGGCGAGUGAGGAGUCUGUGAGACCCUGGGCGGGGGAUCAACAGUGGCAGGAGGAGGAGGAGAAGGACCACAGCUCUGGUCCCAAUCCGCUGGGACUCUCCAGAGACAGUUUCCUUUGUGAGAGGAGGGACGCCACGCAGUCUGCCCGCAGACACGACUCUGCUGUGAGUAGCACUGAGACAGGAGAGGGAGGUCCAAAGGAGGAGGAGUUUGUGGAAAGGGAGGGGAGGGAGGAGAGCAGCCACCGUGCUUCAGCGAGUGGGAAUCCUGAGAGGAAUGCCAGUCAUCUGACACAUCUCUUUUCCUCCUCUGAACAGGGUGCUGACCGGGCCCACACCCAGAGACAAGCACAGGCCCAGGCAGGCCGGAGGCUCCAUGUGUACCUGGAGGAGACCAGCGUGUUUAACCACGGCCAGGACGCCACACAGGAAGUCGUCCGCACCAAAGUCACAAAAAGUCUCCAGAUCCUCCAAAAGACAAAAUCAUCCCCUAGUUUUGAUUUAACAAACAGCACAACCUCAACAAGUGCAGAGAGCAGGAGGACAAGAGUGAGGCCUGCAGCUGAGGCACAGAGUUAUUACAGCGAUCCAGUGGGAGUGCCACUGAAAUCACACAAAGACCCAGAGUUAGAGCCUGAACUUGAUCAAGAGCAAACAGAGGCAGACAGCAUGGGGCGUAAAAAUGCAGCCAAGAGGAGACAGGGGAAGAACUCUCAGGGAGAUGGGGUGAGCACCCCCCAGGAGAAAAUGCCUCCCAGUGCAGAGCCUGUCCCAGAGGGUUCCCUCUCAUCAGAUAAAUCAGUGACCAGUGCUCUGGGCAAAAGUCCAAGCACUCACAUGGCAGAGCCGUCUGAAAACUCCUCCCCCAGUUCAAACCUCACCUCUAAGGACUUGCCUAAGGGAGGGGAAAACAAGACUUCCUGCUCUGAUAGCGACAAGCAGUUGGACGACUUCCAGGAUUCAAACUCAGUCUUUGCAGACACUCUGGUGUGGGCGGUUGAUGGGGACGCAGACAUGGAGGACGACAGCAGCCUUUACAAAGUGGAGAGGAAGACGGAGACGCCGGAGUCUAAACGCAGGAGUAUGAAGGUUUCCCGGAGUGAGGUGAAGCUCUUUAGAAAACAUGUGCCGCUGGAACCCGCGCAGAGUCCUGCGGGAGACGUCCAGGAUUAUAAAUCAAAGAUAAAGAAUGACCGAGGCGAGGAAAAGGAAAAACCCAAACCGGAGACUAUUGCAAGACUACAAGACCCGAAGAAAACCGCAGAGGAGCCCAAACCGGUUGGCGGUCGGAUCACAGAUAAAAUCAGCCUCUUUGAGCGCCAGCAGGGGCUGGAGGGCUUCAAGAAGACCUUCCAAACACCGAGAAGCGCCGACGUCUCCCCGGUCAGGACAGCCACAGACAGGCUGAAUGCAAUUCCAGAGUUGUCAUCCCCGAGGUCAAGAUCGGCCGAGCGCCAGGCCACGGUCAAUUCCAACGCCCGGCCACUGCCUGGGGAGAAACCAAUGUCAAUCAAGGAACGAGUGAGGAACUUAACGGAGGCAUCUAAGUCAGAUGCUAAGCCCGCUGUGCCUCAGAAGCAAACCAUGACAGGAAUGUCUAAACAAUCCACAUCCUCUGUGGCAGCCGCUGCCGUAGAGUUGCCAGAACAGGACAGUCAGGGUAGACUGGAUGCGAAAACAGCAAAGUCAGAGAUAACAAUAAAACCUGAUGGACGAGAUACCACUACUGUAGGGGUAAAUAUUUCCAUUCCAAAGGAUCAACCGACCGACUCUAAGAAAACAGACGCAGUGACCGGUAGAGCAGGAGAUCAGGGUGUGAAACCUAAGAGCAUUGAAUCAGACAUAUCGGCUAAAGUAGCGGCUGAUUCUUCAGAAACCGCUGGUGACAUAAGUCAGCUGCCAAAAGGUCCGAGCAGAACGGGCUCGCGCUCUAAAAGAAGAAAAAGCAGAGAUCCUAAAAGCCCCCUCAGCCCAAACAGCGAAAACAGAUCUCCACCCAGAGAGCCUACAAGUUCCCUCAGUCCAAACAGCGAUAACAGAUCUACACCCAGAGAGCCUACAAGUUCCCUCAGUCCAAACAGCGAUAACAGAUCUACACCCAGAGAGCCUACAAGUUCCCUCAGUCCAAACAGCGAUAACAGAUCUACACCCAGAGAGCCUACAAGUUCCCUCAGUCCAAACAGCGAUAACAGAUCUACACCUAAAGAGCCUACAACCACAAUCAGCCCUAACAGCGAUAACAGAUCUACACCUAAAGAGCCUACAACCACAAUCAGCCCUAACAGCGAUAACAGAUCUACACCUAAAGAGCCUACCACCACCACAAACAGUGGAAACAGAUCUACACCUAGAGAAACUACAACUCCCAUCAGCAAGAGCAGCGAAAACAAAUCUACACCCACAGAGCCUAAAACCACAGUCAGCCCAAACAGCGAUAACAGAUCUACACCUAGAGAAGCUACAACUCCCACCAGCCCAAACAGCGAUAACAGAUCUACACCUAGAGAAGCUACAACUCCCACCAGCCCAAACAGUGGAAACCAAUCUACACCCAGUGAGCCUAGAAGUCCCAUCAGCCUGAAAGGUGAAAAUAAAUCUACACCCAUAAAGCCUACAAAUCCCAUCAGCUCAAACAGCAGAAACAAAUCUACACCCAGAGAGCCUACAACUCCCAUCAGCCCGAAAAGUGAAAGCAAACCCACACUUAAGACAGAGGUCAGAGAGCAGGUGGAUAAUACAGUGGUGUCUGCCUCCAAAAAGCUCACAGCCAAAGUUUCAUCCUCAUCUGACGAAGGAAACACAUCAGGAAAACCGUCGCUGUCUGAUGCCAAACAAAAAGCUUUUAAAGAGGAAGCGGGUGUUUCAGAAAAACUGGAAAAGCGGUUUGACUCCUCACUUACAAAGAAGAAUGUUGACAAACCAGCGAACGCACAGAAGGGGUUCCCUGAUCCGUCUGUCAACAAAGACGAACCUGAUGCCCCCGCUCGUAACAGGGGAACAAGGAAGCCCAUUGACAAGGAUCCUGUAAUUUCACCCCGAAAGGAGGAAAAGGCCGGGGGUCUGGUGUUCACACAGGAGAGAGAAAAGGUCUCCAAGGGCAGCGGGGGGAAUUCAGCCCCCUCUCCCUCACCCUCUGCUGACCAGCCUCCCUCGACGGAACAGGCCCCACCUGUUGAAAACCUCAAAUCUGAUAAAGAAUGUUCUGUUCAACACGACUCGAGAAGCAAAGAAAAAGUGAGGCCGCCCGGUCAGAGAGACAAAGGGCAAAAAUCGCAACCUCAAGACAAGAACACGGACGUGAUAAAGCCGACUGGGAGUGAGGAUGCCGAGAGGCAAGAAAAGUCGGGGAGUGAAAAAGCAAAUCAGACUGAGAAGAAAGACAAAGAUAAAACACAGCAGCUCCAGCGUUCAGAUUUCAAGACAGCGGGUGGUCAAGGUGACUCGGGGAAGGAGGGAAAGGCUGCGAAGGGCGAUGAAACAAAAACCGCUGAAAGAAAAGAGGAGCACAUUAAAGACAGGACAAAACAGGAAGCUGAAAAACCAGAGCCGGCCUCUAAGUCAUCAGAAACGACCAGCGGAUCAUCAGCAGAUCACAAAGGUCAGAGGGCGGCAGCGACACAACCAGAAAAAGGUGAUAUUUGUGCCGUCGUCCAGACUAAUGAGGCGGUGAGUCUGACCAAGCCUGACAAAGGGCCUUUGAAGGGAGCGAUAGAAACACAAGUGCAGACAGAAAGCUCUGGAACAGAAGUAGGUCCUGUGGUCAUUGCAGCCGAACCACAGCCUAAUUCUGUAUCAGUGGAAAAAUCGAAGCAUUCGCCCGAUGACUCACACGCAGACAGAGCUAAUGAUGUUGAGUUCUCCAGCUCCGAGCCUAAUUCCAAAGCUACAGCAGUGGCCGAGGAGGUGUCCGUAAAAGCCUCCAAUUACCCUCCAGCUCUGAUAAAUGUACAGACGGGCAAUAUGGCAGAGGGAGAGCGUUCUCCUAUUUCUGUCUCUAAACCAAAGAGAAGCCCGAGAGCAGGACAGGAUGACAGGAAAAACACUGUUAAAGCAGAGCCCUCAGAGGAGAAAAUCUCAGGAGAUGCUGCAAAACUAGUCCCGAGCUCUACUCGCAUGAGCACAGAAGAAAAAGCACAGCGUCGUCCUGAUAGUGACGCUUUAAAACCCACAUUUCAUGAGAAACAGAGGACAGCUGAGGAAACAUCCAGGCCGCUACCAAAGGAGCGUCCUCUACUUCCUAAUGGUGACAUCUCAUCGCAUUCACGAAUAGCCACAGUCAAAAAGGAAGCAGGCGAUAGAAAGCCGAGUCAAAAAGCCCCCACUUCCCCAGAGGCAGAGAAACUGACCCCUGGGUCACCCCAGCGUUUGCCCAUGAAGAAGCUCCAUUUGCCGCUGGGACUAAGCAGAGAUGAUGCUACGAGCCAACAAGACGCUCCCUCCAGCUGGCUGGAUGUGGACUUCCCCAAACGCAGACUUAAAGUCUCCGAGCCCAAACUGAGCUCCUCUGGGAGUGAAAGCAACCUCCUGGACACUGAUCUGGACGACGUUGAUUUCGUAGAGAAGAUCAAGAAGCUUUGCGCCCCCUUCUCCUAUCCGCCACGCAAACACACCCAACUGAGGCCACCUCAGCCCCUGUUUGCCAUGCCGGCGAUCAAAGAGGCCCGCUUCGAAAAGACGUUUGACCCCGAUGAGUUUAAGUUCGGCUUGAGGAAGAAGGAUAAUUUCAACAUAGAACUGCCGAGCAUGUUAGCCAAGCGCAAGAGCGAGGAGAAAUCUGUUGUGAAGCCCGCAAGGGCCAGUUUGGCCGAUAGAAGCCUGCUGCUCAGCAGCCUGGACAACGACUCUCGGCUCAGGGAGAAAACCCCGGUGAAGGAUGAGGAUGAUGGCAAAGAGGAGAAAGACAAUAGGAUCAAGGUGAAGUCUCGCUUGGAGGGAAGCUGUGUCCUCAGCAGCCUCACCUCCAGCAACUUCAGAGGGAAGAGGAAUGGAGCUCAAGCACAGGCAGACGCCAGCAGCUCUGGGGAUGUUUCUCCCAGCAGCCCCCCCCAGCUGAGCCCUCCACCCCUGCCAAGCCCAACGGCCCAAACCCCGGUCAAAGACACACUGGCCAAGCAGAGCUCUGCCCUGAGCGGCAGAGAGGAAGCCCAGGCCGCGGAGGCUGUGGUCAAUGACUCAGGUCCUCCACUUCCUUCCUUUAACGACAUCAAGCUGCCAGACUAUUUGGAGAAGUUCCUCCAGCGGGAACCAGCAAAACCAGUGCAAAGCACACACGGACAAGAGGAAGUCAAUAGAAAGGUUAUCGAGAAAAUGCCGACUGUGGCUCCAGGGGGGGAAGCAGACGUGGCUGUAAAACCAGGUCCGCUGCUUCCCAAGGCUGUUCCUCCACGUUUCCCUGGGAUUCCUCCGAGCACACAUCCUGCUCUGCCUGAGAAGCCUCUGGCUCCGCCGCAUGAGAAACCUGCUCAUCAUAUAAGAGUCGCCAAGGGAUUUCACAAGCGUCCUGGAAAGAUGGUGUUAUUUGAGAAACCCGAGUUCAGUGGCCAAGCGUAUGAGAUUCACAGGGAUGUAGCAGAUGCCACAGCUCUGCAGCUCUCGCCCCUCAUAUCUGUGAAGGUUGUCAGAGGAUGCUGGGUGCUCUACGAGAAACCCGACUUCCAGGGCCGCACCAUCGCCUUGGAGGAGGGGGGAAUAGAGCUGACAAACAUGUGGGCCGAGCCAAGUUCGGAGACGGAACCACAGAACCUCCCGCCCAUGCUGAUUGGCUCUGUUCGACUCGCUGUCUGGGAUUACAGCAUACCCCAUAUUGAUCUGUUUACUGAACCAGAGGGCCACGGGAGAGUAACACCUUACCACGAUGACACAAUAGAGACGGGCUCGUUUGGCGUCCCGCUGAGCACGGCUUCCAUCCAAGUGCACUCUGGGGUGUGGCUGCUGUUCAGUGACCCGGGGUUCCAGGGUAUGCUGGCUGUGCUGGAGACAGGGGUGUACCCUUUCCCUGAGGCCUGGGGCUUCCCCUCACCAUUCGUGGGAUCUCUCAGACCUCUGAGAAUGGGCACUUUCAAAGUGGAGAAUCCCAAUGAAGUCAAGGCUGUGGUGUAUGAACAGCCCGGCCUCGAAGGCUCCUUCUUGGAAAUCGACAACGAUGUUUUCAGCUUUUCGGAGGACGAUGGAGACGUUGGCUCGGAAGCUGAAAACCUCCACACCAACCCGCUGAAGGCUGUGGGUUCGUUAAAGAUCAUCGGAGGACUCUGGGUGGGCUACAGCCAGCCGGGGUUCGAGGGCCAGCAGUUCAUCCUGGAGGAAGGAGAGUACCUGGACUGCAGCGAGUGGGGGGGCUCGGAGCAGCUGCUGUCAAUCAGACCAAUACUGGCUGAUUUCUUGUCGCCCCACCUGAAAAUGUUCAGCGACAGAGAUUUCGGGAAGCUGGGAGUGAACAUAGACCUCACGGUGCCCGUUAUCAACAUGGACGACACGGGCUACGGCCUGAAGACGCAGUCCGUCGAUGUCAUCGGUGGCGUCUGGGUGGUGUUUGAAGAACCAGGCUUUUGUGGCGAGUCCUACAUCCUGGAGAAAGGCCUGUAUGGGAGCCCGGAGGACUGGGGGGGGCUGCAGCCCAGGGUUGCCUCAGCAAUGCCGGUCAUUCUGGAUGAUUUCGAGAACACAGCCAAGUUUAAGGUGCAGCUUUACUCUGAUCCCGGUUUUCAAGGCUCCGUCGUGGCUCUGGAGGACGGCGCCGCCUCCCUGCAAGACGGCUUCUCUGUGGCCUCCUGCAAGGUUGUGGCUGGCAACUGGGUGGCGUUUGAGGGUGAGGCGUUCACAGGCCGGAUGUAUGUGUUGGAAAUCGGGAGCUACCCAGACCUGAGGUCGAUGGGCUGUGCUGACGGCCGCUCUUCAAUCCUCUCGCUGCAGACUGUCGGCUUUGAGUUCUCGCUGCCGUCCAUCACUCUUUUCGAGCGCUGCGGUCUGCGGGGGAAGAGGCUGGUGCUGACCGACGGCUGCGUGAACCUUCAGCUGGCUGGAGGCUGCAGCCGAGUUCAGUCUGUGCUCGUGGAAGGAGGCAUGUGGAUUCUUUACGAGGGAAUCAACUACCAGGGAGCUCAGAUUUUACUGAAACCCGAUGAGAUUCACGACUGGCGGAAGCUCAGCAGCUGGAACAAGAUCGGGUCCCUCCGCCCUCUGUUACAGAAGCAGGUGCACUUCCGUGUGAGGAACCGACAGUCGGGGCUCAUGAUGUCGGUGACGGGGGAUUUAGACGAAGUUAAACUGCUGCGGAUACAAGAGACGGAGGAGACGGGCGGAUUCGAGCAGAUCUGGAUCCAUCAGAAUGGACAUCUCCACUGCAAGCUGCUGGAGCAGUGCAGCCUGGGUCCCAGCGGCAGCCUGACGAUGGCAGGAAGCCGCGUGGGUCUCACCCAAGAGCCGGGCGACCACGUCCACCUCUGGAGCAUCACCCCCGACGGCUUUAUUCGCUACACCCCCUCCUCUAAUCUGGUCCUGGAAGUCAAAGGUGGCCAUAACUACGACAAAAACCAAGUCAUUCUGAACACCCUCGACGCAAAUAAACCCCAACAAAGGUGGGACGUGGAGAUUAUCUGACAAACCUCCGAAGCUGCUCAACAGGAUCUUAAUAUCACCCGAGUGCUGGAGGUCGAGGUACGCUGGAGCAGAGCGGAGAUCACGGAGAGGAUGUGGAACUCUCCGUGAGAAUGUAUGAAUAUGCAAAUGGACUCUGAACUCGUAAUACUUCAUAUAUCCAAAGAUUUGUAUUUUAUCUUUCUGAUGAAUAAAUUUGUUUGCCUUGAUGUCAAUUAUCUUAAAACAGUGUUAACACGUCUUCCUGUAUUUGCAUUCGAUGUUCCUCAUUGUAUUCCAGCUGCACGCACAGAACGGAAACAAAACGAUUUCCUCUGAAAUGUCUUUUAUCGUUGUUUAAUCAACACCAUACACACACCUGUCUUUUGUUAACAAAAUAAAAGUAUUUUUGUCAAUAAAUACAUUGUACAGUAGAAUGAGCUGGUACUUGGUGUACUACAGUGUGAAAGCUGAUAAAGUUCCAUUAUUUGUUGUUCCCUCAGAGGCUUUUUCUGCUCAGAGUUAUAACAUGAGAUGCAUCAUGGGAAUAUAAGCGCUAUAUGGAGACUGUGCAAAUGUAAAAUAAUGUAAAUAGUUAUCUGCCUUAUUGUGCUGCUUCACCUUGUACUGGACAUAAACGCAUCUAUUGACAAACA
Messenger RNA from Limanda limanda (common dab), 8824 nucleotides. Its product is annotated as beta/gamma crystallin domain-containing protein 1-like. Lineage: Eukaryota; Metazoa; Chordata; Actinopteri; Pleuronectiformes; Pleuronectidae. Bases 450 to 8192 code for a protein of 2580 amino acids. The transcript has 22 exons. The record is from RefSeq and is a predicted model, not a curated record.